AUGGCGAGUUCAACUACGAAUUGCACCAGCGGUUCUAGACAAUUUAUUGAUCCAUUCGCCAACCUGGGCAACCUCUUCGAACAACCGAUGCCUAGACCUAGGUCUACGGUUCCAACCGAAAAUGUACCGCGUGUUUCUCCAGCCCACAGUCCUAAUCACCAACAGGCUUUUCAAGGAAAUGAUUUUUAUCGAAUGGGCACUGGCAUCCCAGAUUACCCAGGCACCACUGCUACCUCCGGAGGGGUGUUUUUUUCCGAUAGAAGCUGGAGCACUACGGUAGGACCUACAUCGUCUCAUGCCUCUGCCCAGGGCGCUCAGGCCUUUCCUGGCCCCACCUAUAGCCAAGCACCUGCUGGUGCAAAUCAAGCAUCAUCCGAUUUUGGCGAUGUUCAUACCUCCGCCUGGCAGCAGGUACCAUCUUUUUCAGCGUCUGCUGGAAAUGCUGGUGGACCUUUUGGUACAGGUCUUGGCGCUCGUCUGGGUGCCGAUGCUUUUUCCGAUCUACUUGGUGGUUUUGGAUCUGGGGCUGACUCUUUUUCAGGAGGCUCUGGCCUGCCAAGUCAGCAUAGUUUUACAGCAAAGACGAUUCGAGAGCUGCAAAUGGAGAAGAUGGCUAAAACUCUGGAUCCAGAUACGAUGAAGGUAAAGCAAAUAAGAAAUAACGUGAAUUGGCGCAUAAGACUAGUCCCCUCUUCCUCCGUAGUAUCCUUCCCUUAUCUGCCUGUCUCAGUGAUUUCACGCCAUCGCUGCCACCGUAUCCGUGCUACUCAAGGCGUUAUGUUCUACACUCUGCCUCGAGCCUUUGAUUGCACGAACUCCUACUACUUAGGUGGUCCUAUAUUCACCUUGGCUCCUAAAGCGAAUACAAAUGUUUUGCCAAUUUUUACUUCAUUUGCUAAGGUAUUAUCCUGGACGGAAGGGAAACAGCGUAACCUUCGAUCGUUAAUAUGCACCAUGCCUUCAGUGCUAUGGGAAGGAGUACGCUGGAAGCCUGUAUCUAUGUCGGAGUUAAUGACGUCCGAUCAGGUGAAAAGGCAAUAUAGGAAUGCGGCCAGAGCUGUCCAUCCGGACAAGUGGAUGAAUACCGAAUACGAGAACAUCGCUAGGCUGAUCCUAGUUGAGCUUAAUGAUGCCGUUGCCGAAUUGGAAAAGGAAAAAGUUUUGGGCCUCUGA
This is a messenger RNA of Protopolystoma xenopodis, 1173 nucleotides long. The record is from the annotation of a GenBank genome assembly. NCBI's taxonomy places the organism in Eukaryota, Metazoa, Platyhelminthes, Monogenea, Polystomatidea, Polystomatidae.